AUGUCAUUCACCACAGCUAUCAAAUCUACCCUCGAGGGGCCCGAUGUCGCAUUUGGAUUCUGGCUCACACUUCCCAGUGCCGGAGUUGCAAAGACUGUUUUACAUGGAGCUUCUGGGUCUUCGACAAAGUUUAGCUGGGUUUUGGUUGAUGCCGAGCAUGGAUUGAUUUCUGAUCACCAUUACUAUGAGCUCAACAAUGCCAUCGGCUCCGAAGGUGCUAGUCCCAUUAUCCGUGUUCCCUUCGCAGAGGACUGGAUGAUCAAGCGGGCCCUCGACGCUGGCGCACACGGUAUCAUGACUCCCAUGUGCCACUCUGAGGAGGACGCCGCCAAAAUUGUCAAGUACGCCAAGUACCCUCCCCUCGGCACACGAGGAUACGGACCCAUGUUCGCCCCACACUCUGUCCCCGGCUUGAACCCCGGACCUGAACAUGAUAACGGUGCCAAUGACGCUAUCACUGUGGCCGUCCAGAUCGAGUCCCGGUCUGGCGUUGAGAACGUGGAGAAAAUCGCCGCUGUUCCUGGUAUCGAUGUGCUUUUCAUUGGACCUUUUGAUCUGGCUAAGCAGAUGGGUGUGACCCGCUGCGGUGAGGAGCAUGAGAGUGCUAUUCAGCGGAUCUUGACUGCUGCUCAUGCGUCUGGGAAGAAGGCUGCUAUCUUCUGUACUGAUGGUAAUGAUGCGCGCGCUCGUGCGCAGCAGGGCUUUGAUAUGAUCUCUGUCAACACUGAUGUUGGUGUGUUCCGUACUGGAAUGCUGAAUGAGCUGAAGACCGCCAAUGGAGAGAACGUCUCUGGUGGUGCUCGGGAUGGUUACUAA
Penicillium odoratum is the source of this 816-nucleotide messenger RNA. Its product is annotated as HpcH/HpaI aldolase family protein. The transcript is spliced from 5 exons. Gene Ontology annotation, molecular function: aldehyde-lyase activity. NCBI's taxonomy places the organism in Eukaryota, Fungi, Ascomycota, Eurotiomycetes, Eurotiales, Aspergillaceae. Bases 1 to 816 code for a protein of 271 amino acids. Gene Ontology annotation, cellular component: cytoplasm. The record is from RefSeq and is a predicted model, not a curated record.